Molecule: messenger RNA, 680 nt
Organism: Camelina sativa (false flax)
Lineage: Eukaryota; Viridiplantae; Streptophyta; Magnoliopsida; Brassicales; Brassicaceae
Product: AP-4 complex subunit sigma
Biological process (GO): protein transport
Source: RefSeq, a predicted model, not a curated record
ACGUGUCUAUCUCCAAGAAGAAGAAGAAGUAAGAAAAAAAAGCCAAAAGAUCUGAGUUUGGGAGAAAGAGCUUCGAUCGAAGCUUGGAGAGAUGGGAAUAAGGUUCAUAUUGAUGGUGAACAAGCAAGGCCAGACUCGUCUGGCUCAGUACUACGAGUGGCUCACUCUUGAGGAGCGUCGAGCUCUCGAAGGCGAAAUCGUCCGUAAAUGCCUCGCUCGCAACGACCAGCAGUGUUCAUUUGUCGAACAUCGCAACUACAAGAUAGUCUACAGACGUUACGCAUCUCUCUUCUUCAUGGUUGGGGUCGAUGACGACGAAAACGAGCUGGCGAUUCUAGAGUUCAUACAUCUUUUGGUGGAGACAAUGGACAAGCAUUUUGGAAACGUGUGUGAGCUUGACAUAAUGUUCCAUCUGGAGAAAGCUCAUUUCAUGCUGGAAGAAAUGGUGAUGAAUGGUUGCAUUGUGGAGACAAGCAAAGCCAACAUACUUUCAUCCAUACAACUUAUGGACAAAGCCCAUUAAUUAUAAACACCUUGUUGCCAUUUCUGUUUCAUCUCUCUGUUACACAACUUCUUUGUCUUGUAUUAUUAUUAAAGAUGCUUCAAAGAGAGGAUGCUUCAAAACGUACCAAUUAUUUUAACAUUACCGAGAGAAUACAUUGGUUGUUUAUCGUUCUCAA